This is a messenger RNA of Telopea speciosissima, 2375 nucleotides long. RefSeq names its product BTB/POZ domain-containing protein At1g63850-like. Lineage: Eukaryota; Viridiplantae; Streptophyta; Magnoliopsida; Proteales; Proteaceae. The record is from RefSeq and is a predicted model, not a curated record. The coding region runs from base 136 to 2178 and encodes 680 amino acids. The transcript has 2 exons. Gene Ontology annotation, molecular function: protein binding.
AAUUGGGUUUCUCUCCUUAUCCUCUCACUACAAAAACCCAAGUGAAGUGUAGUUAACGGAACUUUCUUUCUUUCUUUCUCUCUCUUCCCCCCCACUCCGUGCGGUGUGGUGAAUGGUGAGUGGUGACCUGUGCCGAUGCGUGAUGCCCUAAAGGACAAGAAACAACGACUCAUGGCAGCAGGUGCUCAUCUAAAAACCCAGAUCCAACCUACCAAAUCCAAACGACGCAAGCGUCGCGAAACCACCAUCUCCGCCGCCGCCCCCAACUCCCCGGAGCAUUCCUCCUCAUCCUCCGCCGGAGAUCUCCUCCAACUCCGUAAACGUGACCCUCCCACCGUAGUCGCCCCUGACACCUCUUGGUGCUGUUCUGCUUCCAAACAUAACCCCUCUUCUUCUGUUCUUCAUCCACCCCCAACUCAUUGUCAACAACAGCAGCGCCGUACGAUUCCCACCAUCUCUGCUACUACUCCCACACUUCCUCCUCCAGAUCAGCUAUUAGCACCGUUUCCUGUGACCAUUACCGUUAACUCGUCGUCCUCAACCUCGCAAUCGCUGUCGGAGUCAUCAUCAGCAGCUUUCAAGCUUGGCUUUUCUCCUUGUACUGGUUCUCCGGUUAUGAUGGAUUCCUCCAUUGCCUCCGGCGUUUGUGUCAAUGGAGGUAGUAAUUUCGGUUCUUUCCCUUCCAGUUACAGUAAAUUCAAUUCCGCCCUCAACGCCGGCCUCUUAAACCCCAUGUCGCCUCCUCCGCCACCACUCGAUAAGACCCGAUCGAGUCCGACGCUCUUUGAAAUGAUGGCCAACGAGCCCGAUUGUCACCCCAGAAACUCCACUCCAGCGAUUCAUGCCCCUGUGCUUCUCGGGAAACCCCAAAUCACUGUUCAGGAUAGGCAGAUACUACUGCAGCAGCGAGCAGGGGAGAUUUUGGGCAGUUGCAGCCCUGGGAACCAGUUUAAUGAUCCCACCUCCAGCGAUAUUAAGUUGACGCUGAGCUCCAAGGAUGGAUUAACCGUCUCCAUGAAUGUACAUCGCCAUAUCCUUGUCGUCCAUAGUAGGUUCUUCGCUGCGAAGCUGUCGGAUCGGUGGUCUAAGCAGCAGCGAUCACUGCCCCACAUUAUUGAAAUCUCAGAUUGCGAAGAUAUCGAAAUCUACAUGGAGACAUUGGGUUUGAUGUACUGUAAGGAUGUUCGGAAGAAGCUCAUGAAGGAAGACGUCUCCAAAGUUCUCGGCAUCUUGAAGGUUUCGGCUGCGAUUUUGUUCGAUGCUGGAAUCGUGUCUUGUUUGGAGUACCUAGAAGCAGCUCCAUGGGCGGAAGACGAAGAGGAGAAGGUGGCGUCGCUCUUGUCGCAGCUCCAUCUUGAGGGGGCUGGAGCAGGGGAAGUACUGAAAAGAGUGUCAGUGGAAGCGGCGACGGGGGCAAAAGACGGGAACAAUAACAACGAAGAGGUGCUUCUAAGGCUCUUGCAGGCAGUUCUGGAAGGCAAAGAUGAGAAGGCUAGGAAGGAGAUGAAAGGCUUGGUGUCCAAAAUGCUUCGAGAGAAUUCAUCCCAGAACGACCUCAGCAAGGAGUCCCUGUACUCUGCUUCCGAUGGAUGUCUGCAACUCCUUCGCAAGCAUUUCCUCAAGGCAGCGUCAUCAGACCUAAAUGACGCAGGUCAGAUUGCACGGCAAGCCGACAACCUGCACUGGAUUCUGGACAUCCUGAUCGAUCGGCAGAUUGCGGAGGAUUUCUUGAAGACGUGGGCGUCUCAGGGGGAUCUGUCAGAGGCGCACCGCAGGGUUCCUGCCGUUCACCGGUACGAGGUGAGUAGGGUCACUGCCAGGUUCUUUGUUGGGAUUGGAAAGGGACAGCUGUUGGCUUCAAAGGAGGUGAGAUGCUUGUUCUUGCAGACAUGGCUGGAACCGUUUUACGAAGAUUUCGGUUGGAUGAGGAGAGCUUCCAAGGGCCUCGACCGUCACCUGAUCGAAGAUGGCCUCAGCAACACCAUCCUCACCCUGCCUUUGCCCUGGCAACAGGAGAUUCUGUUGGCUUGGUUCAAUCGAUUCCUCAACUCCGGUGAGAAUUGCCCCAACAUCCAGAGAGGGUUUGAGGUGUGGUGGAGGAGGGCUUUCUGGAAACGAAAUGGCGGCCCUGAACGGCCUCCACAAAUUCGAAUCGCCGCUGCCUCUUCCGACCACUGAAAAGGGAUUUAAAAAACGAAUACGACCCCAACAGCCUUUCCUUUCUUCUAUCACUCUUCACCUUCCAUCAUUUUUCUGUUUUGAAUUCUUCCUAAACUGGGUCUGAAGGUUUUUCCCAGAUUUUUUGAUUAGGCAGAGCCGCAGAGGGCACACAUCCAUAACUCGUAGCAAAUUCGAAUUUGGGAAUAAUUUUGAAG